AGCAGCGCUCUUCUGGUAAACGGGUAACGAGACAGAGAGAAUACCCUCCCUGUGAACCGUUGCUGUGUCUUCCACACCCUUGGAACUGAGAGCAUGUCUGAUUCUGCCUCUCUUUGAAGUUAUGGAGUUGGACAACAAACUCAAGCUGGACAGCCACCAUGAGUCACCCACUGACAGAGUGGGUCGGCGGCGCAGCAUGCCGAGCAGCACAGUGGACAAAACGGUGGUCACCAUGGAUUCAGACACGUCAACACCUUUUAAAGUCACGGGCUUCUUGAGCCGCAGAUUGAAGGGUUCCAUCAAACGCACCAAAAGCCAGCCGAAGCUCGACCGUCACAGCAGCUUCAGGAACAUCUUGCCGGGCUUCAAAAGCACGGAGAAUGACAGUAGAUCCCAUCUGAUGCCGAGGCUGAAGGAGUCACGGUCUCACGAGUCGUUGCUCAGCCCCAGCAGUGCAGUAGAAGCUCUAGAUCUCAGUAUGGAGGAGGAAGUGCUCAUCAAACCUGUGCACAGCAGCAUCCUGGGACAGGAUUUCUGCUUCGAGGUAACUACUUCAACAGGAAGCAAAUGCUUCUCAUGUCGGUCGGCUGCCGAGAGAGACAAAUGGAUGGAGAAUUUGAGACGUGCUGUGCAUCCAAACAAGGAUAACACCCGUCGGGUGGAAAACAUGCUGAAAUGUUGGAUUAUUGAGGGCAAGGACUUGCCAGCAAAGAAAAAAUACUUCUGCGAACUUUGUCUAGAUGACACGUUAUAUGCACGGACUACCUGCAAACUCAAAACGGACAAUGUUUUCUGGGGUGAACACUUUGAGUUCAACAACCUGCCCUCAGUUAAGAGCAUCACCGUGCACCUUUACAAGGAAACAGACAAAAAGAAAAAGAAAGACAAAAAUAAUUACAUCGGGCUGGUCAAUAUUCCCAUAGCAGCGGUCACUGGGCGACAGUUUGUGGAAAAAUGGUAUUCAGUGAGCACGCCGAAUCCCAAUAAAGGAAAGACUCCGGGGCCCAUGGUCCGAAUGAAAUCUCGAUAUCAAAGCAUGAGUAUCCUCCCCAUGGAGAUGUACAAGGAGUUUGCAGAGUAUAUUACUAAUAAUUACAUGUUAAUGUGCUCGGUGCUGGAGCCAGCACUUAGUGUGAAGAACAAAGAGGAGAUGGCUUGUGCACUUGUUCAUAUCCUGCAAAGCACAGGCAAGGCCAAGGACUUUCUGACGGAUCUGAUGAUGUCCGAGGUGGACCGUUGCGGAGACAACGAGCAUCUCAUAUUCCGUGAAAACACUCUGGCCACUAAAGCUAUAGAGGAGUACCUGAAACUAGUGGGACAGAAGUACCUACAGGAUGCUUUAGGUGAAUUUAUCAAAGCCCUUUAUGAGUCAGAUGAGAACUGUGAGGUGGAUCCCUCUAAGUGUUCCUCCAGCGACCUGCAUGAACACCAAAGCAACCUGAAGAUGUGCUGUGAGCUGGCUUUCUGCAAGAUCAUUAACUCUUACUGCGUAUUUCCACGGGAACUCAAGGAAGUGUUUGCAUCAUGGAGGCAGGAGUGCAGUAACCGUGGACGACCGGACAUCAGUGAACGUCUGAUCAGUGCAUCUCUCUUCCUGCGCUUCCUGUGCCCUGCCAUUAUGUCGCCCUCACUCUUUAGCCUCAUGCAGGAAUAUCCUGACGAUCGUACGGCACGCACGCUCACUCUCAUCGCCAAAGUGACGCAAAACCUUGCCAACUUUACCAAAUUUGGCAGUAAGGAGGAGUACAUGUCCUUCAUGAAUCAGUUCUUGGAGCAUGAAUGGACGAACAUGCAGCGUUUUCUGUUGGAGAUCUCCAACCCAGAGACCAUCUCUAACACAGCAGGUUUCGAGGGUUAUGUUGACUUGGGCCGUGAACUCUCCUCUCUCCAUUCUCUUCUGUCAGAAGCUGUCUCACAGCUUGAUCAGAGUACUACCACUACGCUGGGUCCUUUGGCACGAAUCCUGCGGGAUGUGAAUUUAGCCCUGACGAACCCCACCGGAGUCCCUAUGUCAUCUCCAACCGAGCGUGUGGGCUCGCCUGGACUACCCAGCAGCAGCCUGUCAACCGGUCUGCAGAAGAUGGUCAUGGACAGUGAGAUCACAGGGUUAGUGGAUUUCACUCGCCUGCCCUCGCCAACCCCCGAAAACAAGGAUCUGUUUUUCGUAACGAGGAACUCUGUGAUUCAACCAUCACCCGCCCGCAGCUCAAGUUACUCCGAAGCCAACGAGCCAGAUGUUCAGAUUCCUAAUGGCAGCAAGAGUUUGUCCAUGGUGGACUUGCAGGACAGUCGUUCUCUGGAGAGCGCUCCCAAUACCUCCUACAGUGAUCCCAUCAAUGACAGCCAGACUGGAGGAACUGGAGUAUGGACCACCCGCACCGUUAAGGGCAACACACCCAGCGGUCCAACCCUGAGAAGGGCAGGUCAGACCCCCACAACACCGAGCACAGAGAGCGCCCCAGGGAGGUCCCAGCUGCUCGCCCCCCUGUCCUUCCAGAACCCAGUGUACCAGAUGGCCACUGGAUUGUCCGUGUCACCCCGUGCCGAUUCGGGAUCCGAAUGCCAGAGUUCCAUCAGCUCCCAGAGUAACGCAGAGGAAGCGGCGACUGUGGGGCCAAAGCACCCGUUUUUAAACCAAUCCAGUACCGGUGCCAGCGGUGCAGGGGGCAGCAGUGGGGAUGAGUUUGUUAGACGGUCUGGAGAGUUCACACGCAGACAGCUGUCUAUCACCGAGACCCAACACCAAACCAACGUACCACGCCUGAACAGCACAGGCCCACAACGUAGGAUAGAUCAACCACCUCCAGCAGUCACAAGGGGCCGCACUCCACCCAACAUGCUCAACACCGCCCCCUACCCCCGUCCCUCCAGUGGCAGUAUGAUGUCAUCGUCUCCUGAUUGGCCAAGCAGUGGCACUAGACUGAGACAGCAGUCAUCAUCAUCAAAAGGGGACAGUCCAGAAUCCAAGCAACGUACCCUGCACAAACAAGCUCCAUCUCCUGUGAAUCCAAAUGCAUUGGACCGCACUGCUGCAUGGCUGCUGAAUAUGAAUGUGCAAUACUUGGAGCAGGAAGGAAUUGACCCAGAUUCGAAGCACCGGGAGGACUUUCCAAACAAAGAAGAUCUCACACAAACUGAAAAGUAUCAGCAGGAGAUAGCUCUCCUGCAGGAGAAGCUGCAUAUUUCUGCUAAGAAGCUGGAAGAGUAUGAAUCUCUCAUGAAGAGCCAGGACAACCAGACCCAGAAGAUGCUCCUGGAGUACCAGGCCCGACUGGAGGACACAGAGGAGCAAUUACGCAAGCAGCAGGAUGACAAAGAGCUCCAAAUGAAGAGCAUCAUCACCAGGUUGAUGUCAGUUGAAGAAGAACUGAAGAAAGAUCAUGCAGACAUGCAGGCCAUCGUCGACUCUAAGCAGAAAAUCAUCGAAGCCCAGGAAAAGAGAAUCGCAUCACUGGACGCAGCUAACACUCGGCUAAUGAGCGCUCUGUCUCAACUUAAGGACCGUUACAGCAUGCAAACGAGGAACGGCAUCUCUCCCACCAACCCUUCUAAGCUGCAGAUCACGGAAAAUGGAGAAUUCCGGAAUAGCAGCAACUGCUAGCUGGAUACAAACACACAGGUCCGCAGGCCUAGUGAUGGACAAGGGCUAUGGAGAACUCUUACAAUAAGACAAUAUGGAAAAGUGGCACUUGAAUGAUUUAAGAUUGACUUUACAAAGUCCUUAGUAUGCGAGCGGAAAUAAUUCAGUAUAUCAAGGAUAUGAAACUCUUUGGCUUUGGCAAAAUGUCUUGUGGAAAUGAAACCAACAAGUUAUACCAGUUUGUGCACUCUGUAUAUAAAGGUUAUUAAGUCUUUUUGAGUUAUUUUAGAUUAUUAGCCAUGCCAGAAUCUUAUGUCCAGUCGAAUAUUCCCAUGAUGUUUCAUUCAUAGUCCUUGUCACAAGAGCAUUUUUUAUGCCAUCUAUAGAUUUGAACUGCGCAUAGACGCCAUUUGGGUUCAACUUUCACAAAGUUAGCAUGCUGAAAGUGGUCAUUGGUAUGUAAUUAUUUGUUUAAACGCUAUUUAAGUGUUACUUUAUAAUUUUCCAUUAGACCAGAACCACUUUUUUGGUACAUUUCAUGUAAACAUUUCCUAAGACUUUUUUGUUGCUUUUUUCACAGCAGGGCAGCAGUAGCACACACAUACACAAAAAAAAUAUAUAUAGAUAUUUUUUUUUAUUUUUUAUUAUUAUUAUUUUUAUGGUAAAGAGAGAACUUUAAACAUCACAUUUUGUUGCAUACUUUGUAUGUGGAUAACAUUUUAGUCUAUAUGGAGGUGAUAAACCUCAUUAAUGUAAAAAAAAAAAACAAUUUUUUUUUAUUGGCUUUUCAGAGAAAAUAGAUUUUUUUCUUUUUUGUACAGUGUGUAUUACCUGUGCUGAGGUCUGCUGUAAUGUGUUAGAAGAAUAAAAAUAAUAAUAUAAGCUCCGAUUGUAAAUUCAGGUGCUGCUUCUAGACCGGGCAAAGUUGAACACAAAAUUUAAAGGGACAGUUCACCCAAAAAUUUAAAUUCUGUCAUCUUUGUUUCAUACAAUUGAAGUAAAUGGUGACCUGGACUGUCGUUCUACCUAACAUCUCCUUUUGUUUUCCAUGGAAGAAGGAUUAAGUCACAUGAGUUUGGAACAACAUGAGGAUAAGUAAAUGAUGACAGAUUUAUAUAUCUUUUUUUUCGGUUAACUAUCCCUUUAUCGCUCUGUGCUCAUAAAAGAAAACAGUCUAUCAAUGCUAAGACAUGGAUAAAAGCAAUCUUGCUGCUUGCUGUAUUCACGUGGCCAGUAUUAGACUCCGUAUUGAGCAUCAUACCUACAGUACAACCAGUAUCUAUCCCCCACGAUAUCUUGUAUUCCACUAUAUGCACUUUCUAUAGCAUUAGAAUGGACCCUUUAACCAAAACCUGCUUCUGCGGACUUGUUAUAAAGGCUAUUCAGAGCAGCAAGUAUAAAGCAUAAAACAUUCAGCACUUCUACUGGAUGAAAAUGGUUUGAGAUGAUGUGUGAAGUGUGUCAUGGGCAGAUGAUGCCAUUGCAUUGGCUGUGAAGUAUAUUGAUUUACUUAGGUUGUGGUGUUUCCCUGUUUUUUACAAAAAAUGCAGUUUCACUUAAAAUCUGUGCAGCAUGGCAUUAGUGGCAUCAAUUCUACAGACAGACCCUGCAAAGGUUCACUAUAAUAUUACUAGUAUUAAACUAGCCUGUUCUUGGUCGAGUUUUAGCUUAAAAGGAUAGUACACCUAAAAAUGAAAAUUCUGUCAUCAUUUAAUCACCCUCAUGUUGUUCCAAACACAUAUGAAUUUCUUUAUUCCGUUGAACACAAAAGGAGAUGUUAGGCAGAACGUUAGCCUCAGUCACCAUUUACUUUAAGUGCAUCUUUCCAGUAAAAGUGAAUGGUGACUGAGGCUAAAGAAAGAAAGUCAUGCAGAUUUAGAGCAACAUGUCGGUGAUUGAGGCCAUGUUAAGACUAUUACUGUUUUGUUUUUUGUUUAAAAACGCAUGAAUUUUGUUGUGUUUUGACCUUCCAUCCACACUGAGACGUCAUUUUUGUCCAGCGAAAACUGAGCUUUUCGAAAACACUCUCCCAAGUUAAUAGAUUUGAAAACGCUACCUUCAAGUUGUAGUGUGGACAGGGAAAACAUAGAUAUUCAAAAACUAUGACAUAUUUUUUGCUAUGUUAUGCAGUCAUGUGAUCCAUUCAACCCAAAACAAUCAAGAUAGCAGCCCAUGUUGUAGCGGCGUUCUUGUGCCUGCUAUCCACUUUGAUAGCAUUGUUAAUGAUAAAUGUUUCUUUGUAUAACAUUCACAUUGCAUUCCUUCAAAGGUGACGGAAAGAUUAUGCGGAAUUGCUGUCCGGCAAUUCCGCAUAACACGAGAACAAUUGCUUUUCAGACUGUACAUGAAAAUGACGCAGGGCCAGGCUUCUUAUGUUUUUUGCUGCAUGCGCAGUAAGGGGAUUUAAGAGUUUUCAUAUGUUUCAGUGUGGAUGAGCAACUUUCGGAAAACGUUUGAAAACAGAAGUGUGGACAGCGAGCAUUUCGAAAAUAUAAAACGCCGUUUUCAAAUAUAUCAGGAUUCAUGUGGAUGUAGCUUGAAUGAUUUUUGGGUGAACUAUCCCUUUAAAUGAAUUGUUAUUCAUAUGAGGUUAGCUGAGAGUAGAUUUUAAAACCACCGGUUUCAUUGUCAGUUUUUCUUUUUAUAUACAUUUUUCCAGGAUGAAAUACCUUUAUUUGGGGCCAACAAAUGGAAUCAUUUUGAACAGUUGCUAGGCCAAACCACUUUCUGCUAUAUCUCAUAUUGAACAUCUCCAAUUCUCAGAAUUUUACUUAUCUUUUUUAAUAUCGUACAAACUCGAAAGUGUGCUCUGUUUGUUUUUUGUAUGGAAUUAUUAUUAUUAUUUUUUUUUUUAUGUUUUAAAUUAUGUUCAGCUCCUUAAUUUAUUUAAAUAUAUGUUGUCACAACCCCAAGGUUAAGACUACUUAUUGAUGUUUGCUGGAGAUUUCCGAAAUUAGCUCAGAAAAAGACAUACAAUUUCUUAAAGACUCAUAUCUUUGCUAAUAUUCUUAAAGGCACACUCAGCUAUUUCUGUUGCACUGGUUGAAAUGGCAGGUCUUAUACUGACAUCUUGCGGUGUGGACGCAGCAUCACACCCAAUAAUUAUGUUAACAAUGCCAUGGUAGAAAUGCGGUUAGGGGUUUUUUUUAGGGGAUUUACCAAGAUAAAAAUUAAUAGUAUUUGGCAGGUCAUGUAGCACAAAUUAAUGUAAAAUGAAAAGUAUUAGGCUACGGGCAAAACUGGAGUCUUCAUCUCAUGUGAAUGAGAUCAUUUAAUAAAAUAAUUCUGAGUGCACCUUUAAGAUAUAGAGUAAUUUAGUAAAUGAAACAUGUCAUAUUAACAUUUUGAAUAGUACUGGCAAUAGUACUGCACAUUAAAACACUUUCCUCCUCCAUGUUUUUCCUCCAUUCAAACAUGAAAGUCAUAGAGCUGCUCUUUUGUAAAACUUUAAAAGCAGACAACAUAUAUAUAUAUAUAUAUAUUCACAUAGGGCAUGAAUUUAUGUCAAUAACAAAACAAGAAGUAAAAAUUUCAUCAUCUUUUGUUUGUUUCAGUAACACUGACUGGUUCACUACAUGUACAUUCAUGAACAGAAGACAUACCAAUAUAUGACAAGUCAUUACUUGUGUUGAAGAAAAUGUUCUGUGCAAUUUAUGUACAAUUGCCUCUAAAAUUAUUAAAGAUUUAUUUAGCUUUUUCCAGGUUUGAAUUCAUUUGUUAGUUUGCUGUACAGUCCAAGAAAAAUACUGUUGUUGAGAACAAGAUAUAUUGUUUCACUUGUGUAAAGUUAAAUAAAUGCUAUGGACAGACUGUAUAUAUAUAUCCAGGACAUGUAGAAUGCCAUUGUCAAUAUGGGUGCACUAAAAUGAGUGCCAUACAAAAUAAAAGCAAAAUAUUUGUCCACAA
This is a messenger RNA of Myxocyprinus asiaticus (Chinese sucker), 7486 nucleotides long. RefSeq names its product disabled homolog 2-interacting protein-like. The transcript is spliced from 16 exons. The coding region runs from base 122 to 3601 and encodes 1159 amino acids. NCBI's taxonomy places the organism in Eukaryota, Metazoa, Chordata, Actinopteri, Cypriniformes, Catostomidae. The record is from RefSeq and is a predicted model, not a curated record. Gene Ontology annotation, biological process: regulation of GTPase activity.